AGAUCUAGUAGCACCCACUGAGCUAAAAGCCUAAAAGACAAAAACUUCCCUUCCUUCUUGACAACCACUUUCCCCGUUUUGUGUGUGUGAUUGAUUCUGUGGAAAUUACAGUGGUGUGAUAUGGAAAAUGGUGCUUCAGGAUCAGUGAGGGGUGGUGAGACAUGGAAGGCACAGUUGACCAUGUCAAUGGUGCCCCUAAUCUAUGGAGCAUACCCUGUCAUCACAAAAGUUGCACUCAAUGAUGGAGUCAACCAACUAGUCUUCUGUGUCUACAGAGUUCUCAUUGGCUUUUUUGUCCUUUCUCCUUUUGCUUAUUUCCUAGAGAGGCAGACGCGACCGCCCGUUACUAAGCACCUACUCAUGUCAUUCUUCUUGCUUGGAUUACUUGGGAUAUUUGGCAACCAGCUUCUGUUUCUUAUUGGUCUAAACUUGACCAAUCCAACAUAUGCAGCUGCCGCUCAGCCAGCCAUUCCAGUCUUAACAUUUAUGUUUUCUGCAAUCAUGGGCACAGAGAAAGUGAACUUGCUAAGAUAUGAAGGUGUGGCAAAGGUUGGAGGAACUAUUAUCUGUGUCUCUGGAGCCAUAUCAAUGGUGUUGUAUCCCGGUCCAGUUGUUAUAGGAAAUCCAGAAACAGGAAUGGAACAUGUAUCACAGAAUCCAUCUGGGUUGAAGGAUGUAGGAUUCGACCAAUUCCGUCUUGGGGUUAUCUGCUUAAUAGGGAAUUGCAUGUGCAUGGCAGGUUAUCUAUCAAUUCAGGCAAAAUUGUUGAAAAAGUACCCCACAAACCUGUCCCUCACAGCAUAUUCCUACUUCUUUGGAACUGUAUUAAUGGUGAUAGUAUCGAUUUUCAUGACGGACGGGAUAACUGACUGGACUUUGACACAGUCAGAAAUACUUGCUGUUCUUUAUGCUGGAAUUAUUGCAUCUGCUCUUGGUUAUGGACUCAUAACAUGGUGCAACAAGAUUUUGGGGCCAACUAUGGUUUCCUUAUAUAACUCCCUUCAACCUGCAUUCGCUACCCUGCUGUCCCUAAUUUUCCUUGGAAGUCCUGUUUACUUGGGAAGCAUCCUGGGAGGAACUUUUAUCAUUGUUGGCCUAUAUAUUGUUACUUGGGGAUCUUACAAAGAAAAGCAGGCAGAUGCUGCUGAAAAUCUUCCUUGUGAAUCUUGUGUUUCUGAGCCACUUAUUCAUGAAAAGACUGUGUGUUAAAAGGAUCAUUACUUCAUAGUCCUCUAAUGCUUCCCUUAAAUUAUUAGCUUAGGAACUUAAUUAUGCAGUUUCAUUUCUGCUUAUAUGUUUCACAUCAUAUCUCUUACUCUAUAUUAUUCUUUACUUAUGCCAAUUGUGGGCAAAACUAUGUUAAUGAAAUUGAAUAGAAUAAACAUAUAUGUCUACUA
Messenger RNA from Arachis ipaensis, 1397 nucleotides. RefSeq names its product WAT1-related protein At3g45870. Gene Ontology annotation, molecular function: transmembrane transporter activity. The record is from RefSeq and is a predicted model, not a curated record. NCBI's taxonomy places the organism in Eukaryota, Viridiplantae, Streptophyta, Magnoliopsida, Fabales, Fabaceae. Gene Ontology annotation, cellular component: membrane.